UUCUGAGAGUCUGAAUAAGUGUUAGAGGAUAUUUCUGCAGAAGAUAGCCCAUGUUGUUCGGCACCUUUAGCAUCCUACGCUCACAGUUUCCCGGGAGCUCGUCGGCGCGUUACCUGGCAACGUGGACACGCGCUGAUUGGACGGUUGUGAGUGAGAGGACAGCGGGCAGAGAGAGGGCUGGAAACUGCCUCUGACACUCAGCAUGUAAACAUUAAGCUACAGACUGCCCCGCUGCUUAUUAACACACUACAGUAAGGGAUACAGGGCGAGCUCAGCGCGGGGCUGUGCAGUCUGCUGACCACUACCGAGGGGAGAAGGCAGAAAGGGCGGAAAAUAAGUUAUAACUAUGGGCCCGAGAACCGCAACGGGAUGAGCUAGCGAGCCUACCAGCGUUAGCCUAGCCACCCGGCUAGUUGCAGUGUUCCGGAAACAUGGAAUUUAUCGGCCAAAAGGAAUGCCAGAUCUGCCAUAAUGGAAUAGUGGAUUAAAAUGGAAGAUAAUUGACUUUGAAAUGUUGUUGAGGAGCCGAGCUACAUCCCUGCAAGAAUUUGAUUCAGAGGACGAUGGAAGAGACCCAGGCAUGCACACCUUCAGUCAUGCACAUAUGAGGAAAGCCUUUAGGUUAAUGAAUGACCUGAGAAGCAGAAAGAUGCUCUGUGAUGUGCUGCUAGUAGCUGGAGAAGUGGAGAUUCCGGCACAUAAAGUUGUCCUUGCUUCUUGUAGUCCCUACUUCUGUGCUAUGUUUACAGGUGAAAUGAGUGAAAGUAAGGCUCCUCGUGUUGAAAUAAGGGAUGUGGAAGGGCAGAUCCUCAUGAAACUGGUGGACUACAUUUAUACGGCUCAGAUCGAAGUCUCAGAGGACAAUGUUCAGGUUCUGCUGCCAGCAGCCAGUUUGCUGCAGCUUCUGGAUGUGAGGCAGGUGUGCUGUGAGUUCCUGCAGGCUCAGCUCCAUCCCACCAACUGCCUCGGCAUCCGCGCCUUUGCCGACCUGCACGCCUGCACUGACUUGCUCAACCAUGCCCACGCCUUUGCUGAGCAGCAUUUCUCAGAGGUCAUGCUGGGAGAGGAGUUCAUGGGUCUUUCCUUACAGCAAGUGUGCAGCCUUAUCUCUAGUGACAAACUAACUGUGUCUACAGAGGAGAAGGUUUUUGAAGCCAUGAUCGCAUGGAUAAAACAAGACAAGGAGGCACGUCUAGAGCACAUGCCAAAGCUCAUGGAACAUGUUCGACUGCCACUAUUAUCCAGAGAUUACCUGGUUCAGAUUGUAGAAGAGGAGGCCUUGAUCAAGAACAACAACACGUGUAAGGACUUUCUCAUUGAAGCCAUGAAAUACCACCUAUUACCUGCAGACCAACGACACCUGAUAAAGACAGACAGGACACGGCCACGCACACCAGUCAGCCUGCCUAAGGUUAUGGUUGUGGUGGGUGGUCAGGCUCCGAAGGCCAUUCGCAGCGUUGAGUGUUACGACUUCCAGGGCGAUCGGUGGUACCAGGUGGCGGACCUGCCUUCUAGACGCUGUCGAGCAGGUGUGGUGUUCAUGGGUGGUAAGGUCUAUGCAGUGGGGGGCUUUAACGGUUCACUGCGUGUGAGGACGGUGGAUGUGUAUGAUGGCGUGAGGGACCAGUGGAGUGCUGUUCCCAGUAUGCAGGAGCGGCGCAGCACCUUGGGGGCGGCUGUGCUGGGUGAUCUGCUCUAUGCUGUUGGUGGUUUUGAUGGCAGUACAGGCUUGUCCUCAGUGGAGGCGUACAAUCCCAAAACCAACGAGUGGGUGUUUGUAGCUCCCAUGAACACCAGGCGGAGCAGUGUGGGUGUAGGAGUGGUGGAUGGGAAGCUGUAUGCAGUAGGUGGAUAUGACGGGGCCUCGCGGCAGUGUCUUAGCACUGUGGAAGAGUAUAAUCCUGUCAGUAAUAAAUGGGGCUACGUGGCUGACAUGAGCACCAGGCGGAGUGGAGCAGGAGUUGGAGUCCUAAAUGGGCAGCUGUAUGCAGCAGGAGGACAUGAUGGUCCCCUGGUGAGGAAGAGUGUGGAGGUGUAUGAGCCAGCCACAAACACCUGGAGGCAGGUGUGUGACAUGAACAUGUGCCGAAGGAAUGCAGGAGUAUGUGCUAUAAACGGUCUGCUGUAUGUGAUCGGUGGAGACGAUGGCUCCUGUAAUCUGUCCUCUGUGGAAUACUACAACCCUGCUACAGAUAAAUGGAGCCUUAUACCAACCAACAUGAGCAAUGGACGUAGUUAUGCAGGGGUAUCAGUUAUUGAUAAACCAUUAUGACUAAGGGCUCUGGUGAGCAGGGCCCCAUCGACAUGCGAAGAGAAUGGCUGUGGCAGACAGACAGUCAUUUGAAACCAGUCUGUGGGAGGAGGCGUGUUUGUCACGCUGACCCUGUGUUCACCAUGAAAACUGCUUAAAGCACACGAUCAUGCAGACUGACCACCAAAACUGGAGCUCAGGCGCGCACAGGCCGAGCCCUGUGGCCUCUGCUCUCCAAACAGUGCCAUUUAACGCCGCUGAUUACCCGAGAGGCCGCACAUCCCCCCUGCUUGUUUGCAUCAGCUCACAGCCGGACUGAAUGAGUUCUCAGUUUAAGUGGCCUGACCGAGCGGAGCCAGUGGGUGCUAAAGGAUGGUUUAAUGAAGUGAGACAGCAGGGGCUGGAUUGGUGUGUGAAACUGAGCUACAGAGCACGCCAAUUCCCCUGCUCUACUACUGAUUUGCAACACUGAGGAAUCCACUGCCUUUCUUUCAUUCAGUUUUCCUGGAAAAGCGGUGAAGGCGUUCAAGGUCAGAGCCUAAAAAAACGGGUCCAGGAGAUCUGCAGCAACAAGUACAGUAUUUACUCACUCACAAUCAUGGCAACUGACCUGCCUCAACACCUGCUCAUCCACCAGGACAAGCUUCUGUCACUGCAUAUCAUUCCCAGAAGAACACCAUCAAACUGGACCAGAAUCGAAAAAACCACACUAGUAUUACUCUGCUCAUGUUCUCAUAAAGGGAUUUUACUUUUGCUAUGGAUCUAUGUGACUGUUUUUGAUGUUAACGAUUAACAGGGUUUUAACACUGAGAAGAUGUACUGUAGAAACGACACUGCAAAGAAAUGUACACUAACUGGAGAGCAGUCAGUAUAAACCUGCUGCUUUUUGUGCCAUAAUGUAUUUAAUUCUAAGCAUCUCUGUACAGAGACUCCAAGAAAACUCAGACAGCACUGUACAGGCCAGAGAUCAUGCUUUAUAUAUUCAUUUGCAAAUCGAGUAAAUCAGGAAUGGAUUCAUGCCUCGCUCAAACUCUGAUCAUUCAUACUGGUCAGUAUUCAGCCUCACUUACAAGACUUGUUCUGUCUACUGUGGGUGGUAAUGCCUUGUAUGCAUAUUCUCUGUACAUGUUAGAAUCCAGAGUCCAGUUUCCCUAAAGCAUCUUAGCAUUAAGAACAAAUGAACCUGGAAGAGAGAGAGAGUGCUCAGUGUGUACAGCACUAUUACAGGGAACAUAGUUCAUUAAGGUAUUUAGUGAACGAUUACAGUCACCGCAGUCAGUGUGUGAGAUCUUUGCUGCACCACAGCAUAAGUGUUUAUCAAAGUUUAUCAUGUAAACAAUCUCAGCGAUUGUAUCUUCAGAAAAGCUUCAGACCAAACAGUUUACAGAUCAUGGGUAUUUAAUAUCUGAUAGUGUACAUUGUACACUGCACACAAUGUUACAGCAUAGUUGCAUUGUGGGUUUAAACAAUGCACUAAAUAGUCUGCACUACAUUUUUGGACUCCAUUUCAAACUGGAAGAAGUCUAGUAGAAGUAGUGCCCUAAGUAGUGAAUAGGGUACAGAUUCUGACACAGCUUACAUCUUAUAUUUUCUUACGAUAUGUAGUCCCUUUUUUAGUCUUUUCACUUUCACUAAAACGUAUUAACUUAUAUACUUAAUGAACAACAAAUGAAAUAAAUGAAGAAGUGUUCCAGCAGUCUAAAGUGCUGACACUGAUUGGGGGAUUGCUGGUUCAAAUCCCGGUCAUGUAGCUUGCCAUCAGCUGCCCUGAGAGAGCACAGUUGGCCUUUCUUUCUCUGUGUGGGUAGAUGGUGCUCUUUCCCCUCAUCACUCCAAAGGGGCACAAGGCGUCUGUGAGCUGAUCUAUCAGAACCGAGUCGCUGCGCUUUCCUCCGAGCGCACUGUGAUGCUACUUGGUAAUGCUGCAUCAUCAGCAGUUUAAAAAAAAAAGGUUGGUGGUUGACUUUACCUGUAUCAGAGGAGGCAUGUGCUAGUCUUCACCCUUCUUGUGAGUAACAUCUGACUAGCAGCUGAAUGGGUGGGACAAUUGGCCUAAAAAAUUUAAAAAAUACAAAAAAUAAAAAAUGGUCUCUGGCAUGUACAGUAUUGUAUUAUAAAUGUGGGAAAUGUGCCAAAUCUAACACAGAUGUGUCAAAUUAGCUGCAUAUGAGCACUUUUCUGAGGGGGGUGGAUGGUUGCUUUGAUCCAUAAUCAUAAAUAAUCUGAUACUGAUGAUAUAUAACUAACUGGACUCAUUCUUGCAGGCACCAGACUGAACAGCAGUGAUUUGUCUCAGCACAGAUGGUUCAGUUCUGAUGAUGCUUCUCUCUUAUUUGAUUUAGACUAAAAAAGAAGAAGGUCACAACAAUUUAAGUGGCAAUAAAAUGUGUCAGGUUAAUGAAACAGUGUUAUAAGCACAAUUCAUUUUAAAUAUGAGAUUUUAUUCAGUCUGUAUCUUCUGGUAGGUCUUGGUUUAUGCUCCAUUCAUGAAAUGCUCCUACAGAUUUAUUUUGCACAGGAACAGAAGGCUCUGUGGAUUGGCAGUAAUGAUAAGAGGUGAUGAGAAGUGCAGUUUACAGAGGAGCUCCAGACAUCUGGACCAUUUUAGACAGUAAAGUUAAUUAACUAGCUAAUUCCUAGAUACUCAUUAAAAGCUACUUGUAAAUUUAAAUGCACUGAUAAGCCUUAUCUUAAAAUAAUGAUAAAACUGGAGCAACUAUCAUUGGUUGUUAAAAUAUUUGAAUUUCAGUUUUAUUUAAAAGCUCAUUUUUAUCACUCACACACCUACCUGUAAUUUUUAAAUAUGGUUUACGAUCAUCUUGGCCUUCACCGAUCAAGCAUAACAUUAUGACCACUUCCUUAUUUCUACAUCCAUUCGUUUUUUACCUCCACUAAGCUCUUUUUAUUUGUAUAAUAAAAGACUAGUAGUAGUCCUCCUUUUACCUUGUUUAACAAUGGUCAGGACACUGAUGUGGUAAUGGUGAUUAGUAUACUAUAGUAUAGUAUAUAAAAAUAAGAGACCACUUAAAAAGGAUGAGUUUGAUUUUACCAAAUUGAAAACCUUUAGAAUAUAAUCAAGAGGAAGAUGGAUGAUCACAAGCCAUCAAACCAAGCUAAUGUGCUUGGAUUUUUGCACCAGAAGUAAAGGCAUAAAGUUAUCCAAAAGCAGUGUGUAAGACUGGUGGAGGAGAACAUGCCAAGAUGCAUGAAAACUGUGAUUAAAAAAAACAGGGUUAUUCCACCAAAUAUUGAUUUCUGAACUCUUAAAACUUUAGGAAUAUGAACUUGUUUUCUUUGCAUUAUUUGGGGUCUGAAAGCUCUGCAUCUUUUUUGUUAUUUCAGCCAUUUCUCAUUUUCUGCAAAUAUAUGCUCUAAAUGACAAUAUUUUUUAUUUUGAAAUAGCAAAAUCAGAGAAACUGAUUCAGAAACUGAAGUGGUCUUCUGAUUUUUUUCCAGAGCUGUAUACCUAUAAAAAGCUCCUCUAUGCUGAGUGGAAAAGAUGAAAUUGGUCAUAAUGUUAUGCUUAUUCAGUGUAUAUUGAUAUUCGAGUGCUUACAAUUUCAGCACAGCGAGACUAUGCAGUUAUCAUUCUAAAAAAGACAUUUGAAAGGAACAGCUUUGGAGAGAAGCUGCUGGGCCUGUCAGCACUGAGUAUGAAGUGUGAUACACAUGUUCUACCUGCUGCCCGGUUCUGUAAAUGAUGCUUUAGCGUGUGUAAGAUUUAUGGGUUUUGGAUUACUCUCUUAAUUGAUGUGUGCACAAUAGAUUUAAUGUAUUUCUAAACCAGUGUACCAAUAAACUCAGUUACUAAACGCUCA
Astyanax mexicanus (Mexican tetra) is the source of this 6069-nucleotide messenger RNA. RefSeq names its product kelch-like family member 3 (gene klhl3). The coding region runs from base 512 to 2272 and encodes 586 amino acids. Gene Ontology annotation, molecular function: protein binding. The record is from RefSeq and is a predicted model, not a curated record. NCBI's taxonomy places the organism in Eukaryota, Metazoa, Chordata, Actinopteri, Characiformes, Acestrorhamphidae. The transcript is spliced from 16 exons.